This is a messenger RNA of Tripterygium wilfordii, 6103 nucleotides long. RefSeq names its product PH-interacting protein-like. The transcript is spliced from 25 exons. Bases 452 to 5797 code for a protein of 1781 amino acids. Gene Ontology annotation, cellular component: nucleus. The record is from RefSeq and is a predicted model, not a curated record. Lineage: Eukaryota; Viridiplantae; Streptophyta; Magnoliopsida; Celastrales; Celastraceae. Gene Ontology annotation, molecular function: protein binding. Gene Ontology annotation, biological process: regulation of transcription by RNA polymerase II; regulation of cell shape; cytoskeleton organization.
GUUUUCAAUCUUGUUCUCUGUUUCAUCUUCUUCUCUACUCCCUCUCCAAUUUCUUUUCGUUUUUCCUAGAGGAACCGUACAGAACGAGGAACUCGGUCUCCCAGCAUCUGAAAGUCUUCGUCUCGCUCGUGCUCUACAUUCUUCUUUUUCUUGUUGAAUUUAAUUUUUAUAGUUGCAGUUUUUGCCCUCAUCGAUUCCCAUCGACUGUUGCCUUUCAAUCCGCCAAGCAAGUUACAAAACGGCAUCCUCUUGUUUCGAAAGAAUACUCCAUUGAAUGCUUCUGUUACGAAGGUAGAAAAAAGGGAUUGAAUUCUAGGGUUUGUGAUUCUGGCAUAGAGUGAUGCAUUAUGGAUUAUUGCGGCUCAGGUCUUCAAAAGCUUAGAAAGGCGGUCUGGGAUUUUCAGGGACUGCCUUUAUGGUUAAGUCUAGUUGAUGCAUUAUAAGAGUAAAAAUGGCUUUCCAGAAAUACAUUCCUUGUGGUGGUGCUCCUUCUGCGAGUAUGAAGGCUUUGGGUUUUUCCUCUCGGGUGUCGCAAAAUGCUCAACUUACAAAUCUAGCAAACCCAGAGACAAGUCAUACGGAUGAGCCUGAAGUUGAUAUUGAUCUCAGAGAAAUUUAUUUUUUGAUCAUGCAUUUCUUAUCAGGUGGCCCAUGCCACAGAACUUAUGAACAGCUUCAGAGUGAACUUCUUGAACGUCAACUCUUACCUAGGAGAUAUCAUGCCUGGUACUCAAGGACUGGGGUAUGUAGGGGAGAUGAAAACGAUGAUGGUGUGUCUUUCCCGUUACCUUACACAAAGUUGGCUGAGAGGUACCCUCACAUUGAGAAGGAUCACUUAGUAAAGCUUUUGAAGCAGUUGAUGAUAGCUGAAGCCUCUCCAUCUCAAGGCAUGAUCCUUGGACAUGCUCCAAAUGCAGCUGAUGUUCCUACUCUUUUGGGAAAGGGGUCAUAUUCACUUUUGAGCCAUAAAAGGGACCAAGCAAAGAAUGAAAUCAAAUCUCUUCCUGCUCACAUGCGUUGGCCUCACAUGCAUACUGACCAAGUUCAUGGGUUAAGCCUGAGAGAGAUUGGUGGUGGAUUUACAAGACACCACCGUGCACCAUCUAUACGCUCAGCAUGUUAUGCCAUUGCAAAGCCGUCAACAAUGGUACAGAAAAUGCAAAACAUAAAGAAGACGCGUGGACACCGAAAUGCUGUGUAUUGUGCGAUAUUUGACCGCUCUGGGAGAUACGUUAUUACUGGUUCAGAUGAUCGCCUUGUGAAGAUCUGGUCUAUGGAAACUGCAUAUUGCUUGACGAGCUGCCGUGGUCAUGAAGGUGACAUUACUGACUUGGCUGUGAGUUCCAACAAUUCUAUGGUGGCUUCCUCUUCAAAUGACUGUAUCAUUCGAGUUUGGCGUUUGCCUGACGGGCUUCCAGUUUCAGUUCUCCGUGGACAUACUGGAGCUGUUACUGCCAUUGAAUUUAGGCCUGGCUCUGCAUACCACCUUCUUUCAUCGUCUGAUGAUGGUACAUGUAGGAUAUGGGAUGUCAGGAAUUCCUCACCUGGUCCACGCAUAUAUGUUCCAAAGCCUGCUGGUUCUAUAUCCGGGAAGAAUAAUGGUGCUUCCUCAAGUGCUGGUCCUCAGAGCCAUCAAAUCUUUUGUUGUGCAUUCAAUGCUAAUGGAACUGUCUUUGUCACUGGUAGCUCGGACACCCUUGCUAGGGUGUGGAAUGCUUGUAAACCUAGUUUAGAAGAUUCAGGUCAGCCAAUGCAUGAGAUAGAUGUAUUGUCUGGCCAUGAGAAUGACGUCAAUUAUGUGCAAUUUAGUGGAUGUGCUGUGACAUCUAGAUUUUAUCUGGUUGAUAGCUCAAAAGAAGAUGGUAUUCCUAAAUUUAGAAAUUCAUGGUUUUCUCAUGACAACAUAGUCACAUGUUCUCGUGAUGGCAGUGCAAUAAUCUGGAUUCCAAGAUCGCGUAGAUCACAUGGGAAAGUUGGCCGAUGGACACGUGCAUAUCAUCUUAAAGUUCCCCCUCCUCCUUUGCCACCUCAACCUCCAAGAGGGGGGCCUCGUCAGAGAGUUCUUCCAACUCCUCGUGGUGUCAAUAUGAUUGUGUGGAGCCUAGACAAUCGCUUUGUCCUUGCUGCUAUCAUGGAUUGCAGAAUAUGUGUUUGGAAUGCAGCUGAUGGUAGCUUAGUUCAUUCCUUGACGGGUCAUACUGAAUCUACAUAUGUUCUGGAUGUUCAUCCCUUUAACCCUCGGAUAGCUAUGAGUGCUGGCUAUGAUGGGAGGGCAAUAGUGUGGGAUAUAUGGGAGGGUGUACCGAUUCGAACAUACGAAAUUUCGCGUUUCAAAUUAGUUGAUGGAAAAUUUUCACCGGAUGGAACAUCCAUAAUUCUCUCGGAUGAUGUUGGUCAAUUAUACAUAUUAAAUACUGGCCAGGGUGAGUCCCAAGAGGAUGCAAAAUAUGAUCAGUUCUUCCUUGGCGAUUAUCGUCCCCUCAUCCAAGACACGUAUGGAAAUGUGGUUGACCGGGAAACUCAGCUUCUACCCUAUGUGCGAAAUAGGCAAGAUCUCCUUUGUGACUCAGCUAUGGAGCCAUACCCGGAACCUUAUCAGAGCUCAUACCAGAAAAGACGGCUAGGAGCUCUGGGAUUGGAGUGGAAACCGUGUUCCCUAAAUCUUGCUGUUGGACCAGACUUCAGCGUAGAUCCUGAUUACCAAAUGCUUCCCCUGCCAGACUUAGAUGUAUUGGUUGAUCCACUGCCAGAAUUGAUAGCAACCAUGGAUUGGGAGCCGGAAAUUGAGGUGCACAGUGAUGAUGCUGAUUCAGAGUACAAUGUUACUGACGGGUAUUCUUCUGGACAGGAGCAAGGAAGUUUAGGUUCUAAUUCCUCAAGUGAUCCAGAGUGCACUGCAGGAGACAGUGAGGUCGAGGAUGCACUUAAGCAUGCCCUUCGCAGAUCAAAGAGGAAAAAACAAAAGUCUGAUAUUGAGAUCAUGACUUCAUCUGGGAGGCGUGUGAAAAGGAGGAAUUUAGAGGCAAAUGAUGGCAAUUCAUUUAGAAGUAAUCGUACUGGGAAGUCAAAAAUUGGACAAAAAGCUUUAAAGAGGAGGUCUUCCACGUCUAAAUCACUGAGACCUAAGAGAGCUGCUGCACGUAAUGCUCUUACUUUGUUCUCAAGAAUAUCAGGAACAUCUACAGAUGGAGAUGAUGAGGAUGUCUCAGUAAGUGAUUCUUCAGAAAAUGAAGAUCCACAAGAUUCAAGCAAUGAGAGUCAAGAAACUGAUGGAUCCCUGCAAAAUGAGCAAGCCAGGCGUUCGAAAGGGAAAGAAAUUUAUCUAGAGUCUAUAGAUAAUGUCAAAUCUCAUGAACUCCCUGAAUCUCAAAUGAUAACUGGAAACAGGCGGAGACUGAUUCUUAAAUUGCCCAUUAAGGAUUCAAAUAAACUUCGUCUGCAAGAGAGUGCAUCACUUGGAGCUGAGAACCAGGUUGCUAUCAUAGGCUCAUCAUCCAAUGCUGCUCAUGAAGCCGUUGAUGUAAAUGGUAAUAAGGGCUCCUCUGAUUCAGGUUACACUGCUGGGGAUACCAAUUGCAAUCUUAAGGAAAUACAAGGGAGAGGACAAUUAAACAAGGUUGAAAGUCAUCCAGACCUGAAUGAGGGUUACAAAAAUGGUAAUAUUAGAUGGGGUGGGGUCAAGCCUCGUUCUUCCAAGCGUCUGAGAUUAACAGAGUUGACAUCAUUGAAGGCAUAUGGUCCCCUUGGUGCUUGUCGCAAUGAUUGCAGAGAAAAGGAGAAUAAUGUUAAUGGAUAUUUAAAACCUGAGAAGGAGCACGAGACACCAUCUGCUUGUUUAGAAGUUUGCGAUCAUGAAAGUAAGAUGGAUGAAUCUAUUCCGCUGAAUGGGGAGAGUAACCUGGAUGGCAGCUCUGAUGUUGUGAUUGUUGCGGAAGAAGCUUGCAAUCAUGCAUCAUCUAAGAUGGAUGGAUCUGCUAUAGCAGACGGGGAGGAUGAUUUACAUGGCCCCUCUGAAGUUUUGAAUAGUGCAGCAGAAGCUUGCAACCACCCAGUUAAGAUCGAUAUAUCAGCUCCAUUUAAUUGGGCAUGUGACGGGAAUGGCGCCUCUGAAGUUGUGAAUGGUGCAGCCAAUACUAAGGAGCACUCAGAUGGUAAUGAGAAUGGCGCCUCUGACCAUCGACCUGAAAUUAUAGAGAGACUUCCACCAAACUUAAGGAUUAGGUCAAAUUCCGUCUUGAUGAUUCCUGAAAUGCCUCUGCAGUCAAAAGUGGAGCACUCAGCAGAAAUUCGGAGCAAUGGUGCAUUUGAUUUGGUACAUGGUAAAACUUUGGACAUCAAACAGGAUUCGGUUUCAGAAGUGCCUCAGUAUGGGGGCACCAGUAGUAGUGGUCUUCGUGGUGGAGGAGCAGGAGAAUUAGAUCCUUGUUCCGUUGAGACUUCAACUGGUGCUUUGGGUGAUUCACAGUUAAAUCCAAAACGGAUGUAUGAUGUUGUUUAUAGGAGGUCAAAGACACUUAGGGAUAGAAGUAACUUAGAAGGGGAUGGUGGAAUGAGAGCUAGCACCUCCAAUGCUGUCGGUGUAGAUUCCCAUGAGGAGAUGACUGAAGGGGUUCACCGGACUCAUCAGACAGACCUAAACGGAAACACACAUAAUGGGAAUAUUGAGAACAAUGAACUCAAGAUGGGGCAAGGACAUCUAUCAGAGAAUGCACAUAGAAGCACGAGAAAUAACAAUGAUAGUUCCAGAGACAGAAGUCAACGUGCAUGUGAAGAAUGGGGAUCAACCUUUAAGAUGACUGUUGGAUUGAGGUCUACUCGGAAUAGAAGAAGCAGUUAUCAUUUUCGUGAUACAAGUCCCAUAGAUAAGAAGUCGCAUCAGGUAACAAAGGAAGGAUCGUGGUUAUUGUUGUCAAUGCCCGACGAGGGCUCUCGUUACAUCCCCCAGCUCGGGGAUGAGGUUGUAUAUCUGAGACAGGGUCACCAGGAGUAUAUAGAAGGUGCUCACUCAAAGGAAGUAGGGCCUUGGACCUCAAUAGGAGGAAACAUACGAGCAGUGGAAUUUUGUAAAGUUGUAGGCCUUAAAUAUUCCACAGUUCCCUCAGGGGAUAGUUGCUGUAAAAUGGCACUCCAAUUUGUUGAUCCUUCUUCCAGUGUGUGUGGAAAAUCAUUCAAAUUGACCCUGCCAGAAAUUACUGGUUUUCCAGAUUUUAUUGUUGAAAGAAGUCGAUUUGAUGCUGCCAUGCAGAGAAACUGGUCAGUACGGGACAAAUGUAGGGUCUGGUGGAAAAAUCCAGAUGAAAAAGAUGGUAGAUGGUGGGAUGGCAGAGUUGUAUCCGUGCAGCCCAAAUCUCCUGAUUUUCCUGACAGUCCAUGGGAUAGGUUCUCUAUCCUGUACAAAAGUCAACGUGAUAAAGAAUCGCACAGUCCCUGGGAGCUUUUUGAUUCUGACUUGCAAUAUAAUCAGCCCCAUAUUGAUGACCAUCAAAUAAAUAAGCUUUUGUCCGCCUUUGACAAUCUGGAGCAGUCUGGUACCAAAGCCCAGGAUCGAUAUGGGAUUCGAAAAUUUAAUGAAGCUUCGGAGAAGUCUGUUUAUAGAAACAGGUUUCCAGUUCCAUUGUCUCUUGAUUUGAUCCAUUCAAGGUUAAAGAACAACUAUUAUCGAAGUUUGGAGGGAUUGAAGCAUGAUAUUGGAGUUAUGCUGGAAAAUGCGGAAUCAUACUUUGGAAAGAAUGCAGAGCUCUUGGCGAAGAUGAGGCGCUUGUCAGAUUGGUUUACGAGGACAUUGUCAUCCUUGUAGCUGUAAGCCUCUAAUGAAGUCUUGUAGAUAUCGGCUGGCCCUAUUGGGUUCUUCCUUUUGUAGAUAAUUUUUUUUGUUGUAUUUGUUGAAAAGUUAAGUUCUCUUUAUCACCUAGUCUCGUCAAGUCCAAUUUUUGGCAUCAUUAUGAUAACUUUUCUUCUUAAAUUGGGUCAAUAGAUAUCUGGAAGGAAAAUCUAGCUGAUUGCUGUGGAGAAAACUUCGCAGUUGAUUUCAUUGUAAAGAUGGAUACUUCAUCAGCAUCAUCAAUAACUAUUUUUUUUUUGCCUUAAAACGCAUAGUUUCCUC